CGCUACGCCGUCCUCUGCGGGCCCAGGCAGUUCGCUGCCUACCUGAGAGAUAUGGGCGUGCUUGUCCUGGAGGUGAUGACCAAACGUGACCGUCUUCCAGUCGGCAGAGUGCAGAUCACCAGCCUCUCCCAGCUCUCUCCCAGCCGUCCCAUCGAUGGGGUUUUCGAUGUAGUUUCACCAACAUCUGAUAAGCUGGGGGAGCUGCAGGUCUCGCUAGUUCUCGAACCUCUGCCAGAACUGUACGACACCAGCAGCUCUGUCCCGACCACAGAUGCGAGUUUAGAUACCGCUGCUGCUCCGGGGAGCAGCAAGCCCCGGUGUCUUGCUCCAUCCCAGCAGUCCAAGCAAACACGGGUGGCUAUUGCUGACCAAGAGUCCGUUCGCAAUAGCGGAGGCACAACUCCCAGAGGAAAGGACCGUUUGCUGCUGAAGGAGAACUCUGAAAACAUAAAGAACGCUUUCGCGGCCUCUCAGCCCCGUCUGAUUUUACCGGAUGAACGUUGGGAAGUGAAUCCUUCCAAGCAGCACGUGUGGUUUCCCGCCAGCCCUGACCCUGAAGCACCUGCUAGAGCAAACACACGGGCGCUCUCUUUGCAGAACCCAGCCACCAGAGACCUGCUUUCAGCUCUUCUGGAUCAAGGCAAUAAACUCCGCGAUGCCAUGGUUGUUUCUGCAAUGAAGUCUAGCCCCGACAUGGAGAUUGAACUGAAUGAAGUGCCUGCUUUUAGAGAGAGAGAGGAUUUCAAAGCAAAGAGCCCAAAAGGCUUGAACCCAAAUUUUGUGCCUCCUCCUGAAGGUCCCCAGCUCUUCACAUCCGAAGUUUCGGGUCAGCCGUUUGACCUCACCUCUGAAGAGAGCGCGAUACGGUUGCUGUUGGGCAGUGCUGAUUUCUCUCCUGUGCGCUUCUGGGAUCGGACAGGUUCCCUUUUGGAUUCUCUCUCCCUCGGGAGUGAGGUGUGUGACAGUGAACUCAACGACCCCCACUAUGACCAGAGUCUGCUAGAGAGGCUUUUUUACACGGCGCCUAAAUCUGAUUCCAGUUUAAGUGAUUUCCUCAGUGACGAUGACGUUAACGCCUUCAAAAAAGUCACGCAGGCAGAAGCUCGCAAGAAAGCUGACCCAGUGAGUCCACAGAAGGAUUCUAAUGCCUUUGACCAGGAUCAGAAGGUGACAGAAGUUAACCCCAGCAGCUCCCCUGCUAGACCCCUUGCUCCUCCCGAAGAUGGCGAGGAAGAAGCUCACGUCCCAGCCUUGGGUGCAGGCAGGUUGGCGGUGCUGCAGCGGAUACACCUAGCCAGAGUCAUCGUUGAAAGCUUGAAAAUCCCUCCUGAGAGCAUCCAGAUGACGCCAAAAAAGAAAGGUUUCAUGGGAAAGCCUCCAAGGCCCGCGUCGGUUCCUAAGUGUACCUUCUUUGUGGAGUAUCAUUUUCCUGUGGGAGCCUCCAAGGAUGAAAAAGGACAGAUCUCCCUGACAACAGAAGUCAUUCGAAUAGCUUCAAGUAAAAUCGCAGAUGAUGCGGUGACGUUUCAGCAGCGGUUUGUGUUCCCUGUCCGUUUCGGUGGGACGAUGAUCGAGCACUGGUGGAGCUCUGACCUGGCUUUUAAAAUCUACAUGAGAAAAAGCACACAGAGAAAGGCAGUGGCCGUGGGCUCGGCAGCGCUUGAGCUGUGCAAGGUUAUUCAGUCGGAGCUGCUCACUGUCAGCUGUGAAAUCCCUGUGGAAAAAGAGAGAGGUCAGACCCAAGUUGGACCCCUAAAGGUAUCCUUAGAGCUCGCGGCCGACAACAAAGACUUCACCCGCACCGCUGCCAGGUCCCCUGCGGCCGCGCAGCGCGUCCCGGCUCAUGCCGUGAGGAGUCCCCGGCUGGAAUUCCGGGAGCCCAACUGCAAGGGUGUGGAGCCCAACUGGAAGGGUGUGGAAGCAGAAAGCCCUCGCUGCUGGCAGCUUCCCGACCAGGAGGGCUGGCAGAAGGCAGGAGCAGCCGGCGCCAACCCCCUGCAGCCGCCGCAGGCUGCGCCCGCCCCCGCAGCCCCGAAGCUGAGGACGCAAAGAGCCGCGGCCGAAGAAGACGGGGUGUUACUGCACGUGCUGCUGAUGGUGCCUGAGGGAAAGGACUUUGUGGCUGAAGACUCUGGGCUCCCCAGGCCUUGUAACGUGUAUUUAACCUGCAAGCUGCUCAGCACCGAGGAGGCGACGAGAUCUGCUGUCGUAUGGGGCGCGACCCAACCUGCCUUUCAUUUUUCUCAGGUGAUGCCUUUUUCCUUGACUUCCGAGCGCUUGGAGCGGCUGAAGAACAACGUCAUGAUUAUUGAGGCAUGGAACAAGAUGGGAAGCCCUGGCUGUGACAGGCUGCUGGGAUUGGUGAAACUUCCUCUGCAUCAGUUCUACAUCUCGUUCAAAGAUCCAAAGAUUUCCCACCUGCUUCUUCAGGCUCAAUACCCAGUGGUUGCUGUGGACAGCUACAUGCCUGUGAUCGAUGUGUUUACCGGCAGCAGAAGGGGAAGCCUGAGGGUCGUUCUGGCCAUGGGGUCAGCUGAUCAGAUCGUGGCGCUGCAGAGGCUGAAAAGGGAAGAAGGAAUGGUGCCUCCCGUCACACAGCGCCCUUCCCACUUCUUGGACCCUCCUCCUGCAAAGCCCAUAAUGCAGUUAGACCAAGAAGGGGAAGACCUGAUAGUGCAUGUGUUUGAGAUCCGUGUGGAGAGCGUGAAAGGACUCACUCCCUUACAGUCCACCGUCUGGGGGGAGGCCGACUGCUACGUCCAGUACAGCUUCCCCGUUCAAGAGCCUGGUGGUGGCGCCCUGCAAGGAACUGAAUUGCAUCAGGCUG
Molecule: messenger RNA, 2827 nt
Organism: Leptosomus discolor (cuckoo roller)
Lineage: Eukaryota; Metazoa; Chordata; Aves; Leptosomiformes; Leptosomidae
Source: RefSeq, a predicted model, not a curated record